AUGGAAGCCAUCGCCAAGUUUGAUUUCGCCGCCUCGGGCGAGGAUGAGCUGAGCUUUCGUGCUGGAGACACUCUGAAGAUCUUAAGUAACCAAGAGGAGUGGUUCAAGGCAGAGCUUGGCAGCCAAGAAGGAUACGUGCCCAAGAAUUUUAUAGACAUCCAGUUUCCUGAAUGGUUUCACGAAGGCCUCUCGCGACACCAGGCAGAGAACUCGCUCAUGGCCAAGGAGGUUGGUUUCUUCGUCAUCCGGGCCAGCCAGAGCUCCCCCGGGGACUUCUCCAUAUCCGUCAGGCACGAGGAUGAUGUUCAGCACUUCAAGGUCAUGAGGGACAACAAGGGUAACUACUUCCUGUGGACAGAGAAGUUUCCGUCCCUCAACAAGCUGGUGGACUACUACAGGACAACGUCUAUCUCCAAACAGAAGCAGAUCUUCCUGAGGGAUAGAACGCGAGAGGACCAGGGUCGCCGGGGCAACAGCCUGGACCGAUGGCCCCAGGGAGGCCCACAUACCAGCGGGGCUGUGGGAGAAGAGAGCCGGCCUGCCAUGAACCGGAAGCUGUCGGAUCACCCACCACCCCCUCCAUCACAGUAUCCCCCGGCCCCACCGCCGGCACAGCAGCGGUACCUGCAGCAUCACCACUUUCAUCAGGACCGCCGUGGAGGCAGCCUUGACAUAAACGACGGACACUGCGGCAUGAGCAUGGGCAGCGAGAUGAACGCCACCCUCAUGCACCGGAGGCACACGGACCCAGUGCAGCUGCAGGUGGCCGGGCGCGUGCGGUGGGCCCGGGCGCUGUACGACUUCGAGGCCCUGGAGGACGACGAGCUGGGGUUCCGCUCCGGAGAGGUGGUCGAGGUCCUGGACAGCUCCAACCCGUCCUGGUGGACCGGCCGCCUGCACAACAAGCUGGGCCUCUUCCCUGCCAACUACGUGGCGCCCAUGAUCCGGUGA
Molecule: messenger RNA, 951 nt
Organism: Pipistrellus nathusii (Nathusius's pipistrelle)
Lineage: Eukaryota; Metazoa; Chordata; Mammalia; Chiroptera; Vespertilionidae
Source: the annotation of a GenBank genome assembly